GGCGAUUUUGGUAUAAGUAAAAUAAUGGGAACUGAAACGCGAAUGCAAGGAGCUCAAACAGUCGUUGGCACUCCAUAUUACAUAAGCCCUGAAAUGUGCGAAGGGAAACCGUACAAUGAAAAGAGCGAUAUCUGGGCACUGGGUUGUAUUUUAUAUGAAAUGAUGUGCCUGCAGAAAACAUUCGAGGGUACCAAUCUGCCUGCCUUGGGAGAGUAUGACCAAGUUCAGGGCCCGUACAGUGAAGAGUUGAAAUUGCUUAUCCGAGAAAUGCUCAAACUUGAUCCAGAACAGCGGCCAACAGCAAAAGAUGCCUUAAAUAUGAUAAGAAAGAAGCAAUUUGACGGUGCAAAGAAUAAGAAUACGACCGAAUUCUCAGAUGGUCUUCUGAACGAAAACAUCGCACAGACUUCAACCAGAAGCGCCUUAUAUAAAUUUGAUGUUACUAAUAUCACUUUGAGUCCAGCUGUGCCAAUGCCAACUAACAUAAAAAUCAAACAGGUAGCACUCAGCGAACGCCAUCACCUGCUAGUGACAGCCGACAAAAAUGUUUAUGCAUGGGGUGAUAAUGACCAUGGUCAAUUAGGUUUGGGUGAUCGCAUCUGUCGCACACAACCAAUCCUUAUUGACAGUCUUUCCGGCAAAUCUGUAUCUAAAGUGGCGCUCGGUGCAACAUUCAGUUUGUUCUGCACUGAACGCGGUACGGUUCUCUUUUGUGGCAACGUCAAAUAUUGCGGUGACGGUUGCAAAGAUCAUGAUGUAUUGAAGCCAGCAUUGGUUGACGCAUUACUGAGGGUUGAUGUUAUAGAUGUUGCAUGUGGUGAUGAGCAUGCCGUCGUAGUUGCUGAUGAUGGAAAAGUAUUUGUGUGGGGUAGUGGUAUGAAUGGACGUUUAGGCACGGGCAACACUGAGUUUGUUAGUACAGCUACACAGAUUGCAAUCCCGACACAACAGAUGGUGGUGAACGUUAGGUGUGGUCCAGAUGCAACGGUUCUUUUGACGGAUUGUGGAUCAAUCAUAGCAAUGGGCUCAAACCAUUGCAACAAGCUCAGUUUGAAUCAUCGUGAAGGUUUCUUCUCGAACGUCAACACAUCAGUGGUGGCUGUUGAAGAAGCAUUGACACCAACGUCAGUAAAGGCAUUUUCGUCCCGGGUUGUUGACAUUCGUUUAGGAAGGCGGCAUAGUGGAGUUCUUCUCGAAUCUGGAAACAUCCAUCUGUUCGGUGAAAACACUAAUGGCGAACUGGGAUUGGGCCACAAAAAUCCUGUCUCUGGAACACAUCGUCCAGUGAAGUCCCUUCUUUCAAAAACAUGCCUUAUGAUCGAAUGUGGUGAUGGCUUUUCAAUGGCUGGUACAACAGACAAUGAAUUAUAUUUUUGGGGAUCAAAAGGUCACCAAGUCCGCAGUAGACUGACUGUCGAAGAUUUAGAAAUAACGUGUUCUAUAAACAGACCGGUUGAAUCGGCAAUAUUUAUGCUGCUUUUCGAUGGCUCUUUCCAUCCAGCAAUACUCGUAUUUAGCGCGUUUAGAGCUGAAGAAAGAGAAGUGAAGUCGGCAUUGGUAUCGAAACGACCCAGGAAGGGUGAGGACGUGUCCGAAUCUUUAGAGAAUCUUUUACUGCAACCAUCAAUUGUGCUUAGGUUGGAAGCAAACGACAUUAAAAAGACUUUUAUCACUCUGAGUGGCCUGGUGUGCUGGAAACGAAAUGUGAUGAUUAUAAUUGAGACAUCUUUGCUUCAUGAACUGAAAAAAGGGUUGGUUGGUCGGAAAACUUUUUUCAGUCUUUCAAUUCAUCAUUCAGUACGUUUUAAAAGCAAUCGCAGCGGUAUUCCACGUUUGCGUAAUCACUUUCGUCGUAUCUCAGCACCUGAACUCAACAACGAGGCUAGCCACGUUGAAACGUGGAUCCAGCGUGAACUAGAAGAAGCUGAAGUUUUGCCGAUUAAUUUCAAACAUGAGCAAACGCAACACAUGCAAACGAGGAGUUUAACUGGAUCGCAAGAAAACUCAUGCGUUUCACCAGGCACGCCAUUGGCUCAAUCACCUAAAGUAUCCGAUUGUCAACUACUUGCUGAUAUAGAUAAUUUGAGGAAGCAAAUAGACAGUGGCCAGGAGAAGAAAAUAUUCGAACUACAGGUAAGCUGCUUAUCAAUUUUAAGUAAGUGCAUACUUAAAGAAUUGAUGAAGCAACAUCCGGCUCAAAAACUCCCUCCAAAUCAGUGGUUCUCGUGUGGGGAAACUACUUCCGGGGGUAAUUUGGGAGUGUAA
Messenger RNA from Anisakis simplex (herring worm), 2265 nucleotides. The record is from the annotation of a GenBank genome assembly. NCBI's taxonomy places the organism in Eukaryota, Metazoa, Nematoda, Chromadorea, Rhabditida, Anisakidae.